AUGGCCAGUGUGAAAGCCACGGCCUCAUCCGCAACGCACGGAUCACUCGGUUCUGCUACGGCUGCUUUGAAGAGGAACAUGCCCAAAUCGAUUGCUGUUCCCACUGUCCUCCGGUGCCCCUCUCCAUCCAGCAUAGUGCACACUGCAACUCUCAUGACUUGGGCUUCAGCAGUGUGGCCACAACCGCAAAAUGCGGCAGAUGUCAGCAGUCAAUCGUCUCCCAGCGCGUCGGCUGCGCUACUUGUCAGGCCGCUCAUCCCUGGAUCGCCAGACAUUGCUCACACUGUCUGGGCCAAGGUCGCGCUCAAACCGUCCUGCUUGGCCAAUACAGAAACUUCAAUGGCGGCGGGUUCGUUCUCAGACAUUGAUUGCAACAAUUCAACAACUUCGUUAAAAAAUGAGCCUCGAUAA
This is a messenger RNA of Puccinia graminis f. sp. tritici CRL 75-36-700-3, 411 nucleotides long. RefSeq lists its product as uncharacterized. Bases 1 to 411 code for a protein of 136 amino acids. NCBI's taxonomy places the organism in Eukaryota, Fungi, Basidiomycota, Pucciniomycetes, Pucciniales, Pucciniaceae. The transcript has a single exon. The record is from RefSeq and is a predicted model, not a curated record.